This is a messenger RNA of Dinoponera quadriceps, 4111 nucleotides long. Its product is annotated as SAFB-like transcription modulator. Gene Ontology annotation, cellular component: nucleus. The record is from RefSeq and is a predicted model, not a curated record. The transcript has 14 exons. Gene Ontology annotation, molecular function: RNA binding; sequence-specific DNA binding. NCBI's taxonomy places the organism in Eukaryota, Metazoa, Arthropoda, Insecta, Hymenoptera, Formicidae. Gene Ontology annotation, biological process: regulation of transcription by RNA polymerase II; regulation of mRNA processing. The coding region runs from base 234 to 2981 and encodes 915 amino acids.
CGUAAUGGCCGUAUUCACUUGGAGGACGAUUCGUGGUUCGUGAACAUAUACUACUGGCAAAAAGUCUCGCGGUAACGAUUCAUCAUCCUUAGUUAAUUAUCCGAAGUGAUCCGUGUGUAACGCGUUUACGUUCGCUUGCAUGACAAUCGUUGUCAUUUGUACGUCGGUGUAUCGCAGUUGCUACGUUCCGUCCUCGUCGUCGGCUCACGGACAACCAUCAUUGCGAAUGUACAAUGGCCGAUGUGGAAGGAAAAAAAUUGACCGAGCUUCGGGUUAUAGACCUCAAGACCGAAUUGGAACGUCGUGGUUUGGAUAAGGUCGGCAAUAAAUCCGUACUCUUGGAUCGACUUUCAAAGGCAAUAUUGGAGGAAGGAGGUAAUCCCGAAGAAUGCCUUAUUAUACCAUCUGGUGGUACAUGUAAAACCAAUUUAAGAAAAAAUGAUGGUGCUUUAAACCAAGAAGAAUCCGCCGAAAGCUUGGAGAAGAACAAGGAAGAAAAAGUUGAUGGGCAAGAUAACACAGAUAAAUCUAAAGGAGAAACAAAGGUUGUGGCGGAAGAAAGUAGUGAGAUAUCUAAGAAAGAGGAAUCGCAAUCUGAAGUCAAAAACAAUUCUACUAAAGAGGAAAUUGUUAAGCAAGAUACUAAGAUGCAGGUAACCAAAGCUACAAGCGAGAAUAUACAGAAUAAUGACAAGAAGAAUGAUUCGGAGAAAAUAAAUGCCUCGAAUCAAUUUUCGAACGCAACAUCCACAAUCGUUGAAGCUAACGGAAUUGACAAUGAGGAUUCUAUUAAUCUGACCAUCGGAGAAGAUGAGGAAAAUCUCCUGGUUGAGGAGACGGAAUCUCAUGAUCGUCAUAAGGAUGGUGGAGAGAAGAAGAAAAUGGAAGAGAACAACAGCAAGAAGGGAGACUCGAAAGGAAGCGGUAGUAGAGCGGAAGCUGGCGCCAGUGGCAAGGAAGGGACUUCUGCGUCUGGUGCGAACGUCGGGAUGAAGAGCAAGCAGGACGGUGGAGAUGGAAGCAAGAGCGUGGACGCUAACAACAAAAACCAAAAACGAGAAGAAAGAGGUAAGCCCGUGUUUCCCUUUCCGCGUUAUUACCACAUCGGCGACUCGAUCUUACGGUUUCGCAAAUCUCCCGUAGUACACGCCACCAUACACUUCGUGGAGAAGAAGAUACCGACCAAUACGAUUAACGCGAGCAGCCGCAAUCUUUGGGUCUCGGGUUUAUCGUCCAGCACUCGUGCCACUGAUUUGAAGCAGAUAUUCUCGAAAUAUGGCAAGGUCAUUGGCGCAAAGGUGGUCACCAACGCGAAAACUCCGGGAGCGAGAUGCUACGGAUAUGUGACAAUGUCCACGAGCGAGGACGCGACCAAGUGUAUACAGCAUUUGCACAGAACAGAGCUUCACGGACGUGUCAUAUCCGUCGAGAAGGCAAAGGGAGAUACUCAGCAGAGUCAUGUGCGUAAACGAGACACCGUCAAUGGCAAGUCGGACAAGAAGGAGGAGAAGGAGAAGCCGAAGGAUCAUGAUGCGAACGAGAGGAAGGAGAAGGACAUAAAGAAGGAAACGGAAGAGAAAGGAUCGGAUGCUGUGAAGAAAUCCGACGAUAAGAACGAGAGCGCCGAGUCGAAGAAAUUGGAAGCGCAAGACAAGAAGGAAGAUCCAAACAAAGAGUCCGAUUCGCGAUCGACGAAAUCUACCAGCAAGAAACCGGAGAGUGAGAGAAGUAGACGAGAAGAGAAACGAAUUCGCACGUGGGACAGAGACCACCGGUCUCACAGCCGGUCCAGGAGUCGCGAGAGACGGAGGCGCGAUGACGUUCUCACAUUCGCAAAGAUAAGGGAAGAACGCGAGCGGCAGAGGCUGCGCGAGAGGGAACGGAUGUUACGGGAAGAGGAGCGCCGAAGAAGGGAGGAUAUUGAGCGCCAGCGUGAAAUAGAGCGUAGACAGCGGGAGGAGGCGGUGCGAUUGGAGAGAGAACGGGAGAAAUUGAGGCGCGAGCGUGAGCGGAUCGAGCAAGAGAAGGCCGAGUUGCUGCGGCUCGAGCGAGAACGGCAGAAGCUCGAGCGGGAGAAGCUCGAGCGCGAGAGGAUGGAGCUGAAGAGGCAGCAGAUGCGCUUGGAGGAGAGCAGACGCGCGCCGCCGCCGCCGUCCAUAAAGAGAACGUCCAGCGACAGGAGAGAUCCCCGGGAUUUGUACGUGGAGUCGGAGAGAAAACGAAUCACGACGGAGCACAGUCGUAGGCACAGCCCGGACCGGGUGUCCGACAGGCGAAAUGAGAUGCUGGAUCGCGUGACGGACAGACGAUUGGACCCCUCGCCGCCACCUUCGCGAUACGAGUCUAACAGAUCUGCUCAGGAUCUGGGAAUGAAGAAAGAAUUCAAACGAAGCAGCGAGUUCUCGUCGAGAAGUAGCCGGCCGGAUAGCUUCUCCGACGUGUCUCGUGGUAGGGAGGUCAUCGUACGCCGGGAAAGCCUGUCCACCACAUCCUCGUCCAUCGAUCCGCGGCAGGUAAAAGAAAGAUACGAACGUCCAAGCACUACGACCUACACUCGUGAGCGCGAAGUGCGACGUUCCGAUCCCGAGACGCAUAGAAGUUCCAGGGACAGCCACACACGAUACAACGAAAGCUUCAAGCCCCCGGGCUCCAGUACGCCACGUGAGAGUCGCUACGUGGAGAGCAACCGUACACCAAGCGGAUGGCAUUCAGGACCGACGUCUUCAAAGUCCUUCAACUCGGUGACGAACAGCGGGUCGCGCGAUCCUCGCAACGAACCUUCCAGCUGGAGUUCCAGGUCGUCCGAUAAUGUCAACAGAUGGAGCAACUCGAGCAACAUGGGCAGCACUCUGCGGCACCCGAUCCCGCCGACGUAUCAGAGCGGGCCGAUUCAGUCGAUGGGACUGACCGCUCCCGGAACGGCGCCGUCCUACGAGCGGUUCGACGCGUACAAAUCGUCCCUGCCCAUGAGGAAAUACUGAUCCGUUCGAUCAGGUUCGCGCGAGCAGGCGAGUCGUUCGUUUGAGUGACCGCACGUCGCACUACCCAUAUCGGGACCCAUAGAGAAUCGGAGAGAGCUCGUCUUGUUUCUCGGCAAGUUGAUCGUCACGGCCGUGGCGCGCGACCUCGAACGCCGUCAUUGCCGCACCACGACUCGCGACUAGUCGUCGCGAGUCCUUUCCGCGCAGUGUCCGAUCCUGACGAUGAUGGAAAUGCGGGGGAAUUCCAGCGCCGUCAUGCAGCAGCCGCGAUCUUUCAAGUCUCGCAUCGGCAUUACAAUCACAGUCAGAGAGAGAUGGUCUUCAUGUGAGACUUACGGAGACGGCCGUGCUUUUUAUAUCGUGUCGAAUCAUCGGUAUAUAGCACACAAUCAGGUGCACAUGCGUUUCUUUAAACGAACAUGGAAAAUCAUGGGAAUCUACAGACGUAAAUUUUUACGGCGGUGAGUCGCGCGUAAGCAACGAGAGAGAGGAAAGAAAAGGAACACAGUAUCCAAGAAAGAGCGCAUUACUCUUCGUAUGUUGUUACUCUUGUUCGGCAUUCAUUUCUCUUCGCAGAGACGCGACUUCGACAGCAACGUUUGUGAGACGUUUUUCCAUCACACAUACGCAAUGGACUUUUGUAAAUGUGUUAAUAGACUUCAUUGUGCCCCACGAGAGAAAGAAAGAGGAGGGGAGGAGAGAGGGGGCGGGAGAGAGAGAGAGAGACGACUUAUUUUCCUAUCUUUCUCAGAAAUUGCGCGACAUCCGCGAUUUGAUUUACGAACGUUCGCCGCGCGGCCUCAACGGGGGCCUCCGUGCGGCUCAAUCAGCAGUUUUCGCCCGAAGUGCGGUCCUUCUCGAAUUCAGCCUUCUCGACACCACGAGAUAACGAAGAGGCUCGCUGGACGGGUGUUGCAGUUGUUUAAACUACGAGCCAGAAUGUUUGUUCUGGUGGAAUGUAAAACGACGACGAGGACGGUCUGCAUCGUACCGUGUAAUUUUAUUUAGCUAACGUUAGUUUACGCAUAGUUACUUGAUACACACACAAUUAUACAAUGGAAUUUAAGCAAAAUGCGUAUUGAUGUAGCGAACAACUAUUGGAACGUAAAUAAAAAUUUAGAUAAUGUAAU